UAGGAUCUUUACUUGAGAGAUGAUGUCUCAGCUUUUUAUGGAGCUUCUAAAAGUACACUGUGGCUCGUAUGAUUCCGACACGUUAACUACGCGGCUCCUCGAGAUCUACGUGGCCUUGUGGGUAAUGUCUUUACUGAUGUCGGCUGUUGAGGUUAUGGGCUUUUUAGUGGACUUUUUCAGUGGGCUUUUUUGGUUAGGGAGAAUAAAUUAAACUGACAACAAUCUUGGCUAUUGGAAUGGAAAAAUAAUGGCUAAAAUAUCAGAAAGAUGUAGUAUUAAAAGUAUCAUUUGAAGUAUAUUAGAAUAAGAUACAGAACAUGUAAGUUUGUAAUCAAACUUACAUUAAAAACACGUUAAAA
Messenger RNA from Camelina sativa (false flax), 359 nucleotides. RefSeq lists its product as uncharacterized. The record is from RefSeq and is a predicted model, not a curated record. NCBI's taxonomy places the organism in Eukaryota, Viridiplantae, Streptophyta, Magnoliopsida, Brassicales, Brassicaceae.